AUCGGUAAAUCGCCUCAGCCACGAAUCGGUCCCUGAGAAAAUGAUGUGGCAUCCUUCAGUGAUGAAAAACCUCACCGAGUCGUGAUGAGGUGAACCGGCGGCUGGAGCUCCAGCAGAGACGGACAGAGAGAGGGAGGGAGACAGAGAGAGGGGGAGAGAGAGAGACCACCAACAUCUCCAACAUCACCACUGUGCAGGGAAAGCGGCCGUCCCCUCAGAGAGACCAUCCCCGACGCCCACACUUCCGGACUGGAGCCUCUGGAGGCAGCUGGGUCGGGAUGCAUCCGUCUCCCGGUGCCGCUUGAGAUGAGGAUUCAGGACGACGUCCUCCCCGGUGAAACGACGAUGCUCGUUACGUUACAUUAGACCUGCCCGUUACGACCGGAUCAGAAGUGAUCGGCGCGUUAUUCGCUGCACACUCAAGAGGGGAUUCGGGCUUUAGCCAAUACUGUCUGUCUGCUGUCAACUGUUGCUUAUUUCCACUGUAAAUGAAUCUUAUAAGGUUUAUGAACAACCGUGUUCCUCCUAACAAGAGAUACCAGCCCACAGAAUAUGAGCAUGCUGCCAACUGUGCCACGCAUGCGUUAUGGAUAAUCCCCAGCCUGCUGGGCAGCUCCGUGUUGCACUUCCAGUCGGAGGACCAAUGGGAGCGUCUGUCGGCCUGGGUGUACGGGGCGGGGCUCAGCUCGCUCUUCAUCAUCUCCACCCUCUUCCACACUGUGGCCUGGAAGAAGAGCCAUCUGCGGUCUGUGGAGCACUGUUUCCACAUGUGUGACAGGAUGGUGAUCUAUUUCUUCAUUGCUGCCUCCUACGCCCCUUGGCUGAACCUGCGGGAGCUGGGUCCCUGGGGAUGUCACAUGCGCUGGCUGGUUUGGGUCAUGGCCUCUUUUGGAACCACCUACGUCUUCUUCUUCCAUGAGAGGUAUAAGAUCACGGAGUUGAUCUGCUAUACAGUGAUGGGAGUUUUUCCUGCCCUGGUCAUCCUCUCAAUGCCGGAGCAGUCGGGAUUGUGUGAGCUUCUGGUGGGCGGAGCCUGCUACUGUCUGGGGAUGGUCUUUUUUAAAAGUGAUGGCAUCGUCCCAUUCGCUCAUGCCAUUUGGCACCUGUUUGUAGCUAUGGGAGCGUCCAUACACUACUACGCCAUCUGGAAGUACCUUUAUGCCCAGCCACCCAAUCAGGUCCAGACAUCCAGAUGACAUCAGGGCUGAACUCACAGGAAGUAACUCCUGUGUUUGAGCAACUUUAAGGGGAUGAUCCGAGCUGUGUCCAAAUUCAUAGGCAGCUUCCUUUGGCUGAACCUCCUCCCCCAAAUAAACAGUGAAGCGUCACAGUGACAAAAACGGUGCAUUUAGGUGAUCCUUGUCAACUCGUAAAGCAAAAGAACAACAAAAACAUGUUCAUCAGCAAAGUUGCAACAAGUCGAAGAGUCUACAGCCAUGCUAGCUGCUCUGUUCAGAUGUAGUCUUUUCAAUUCAGUUCAUCAUGAGGGAGAAAUGAAUGCCUGUACUGAAACUAAUUUCAUGGCAAUCCAUCCAAUUGUUGUUGUCUAUGCUGCUAGCAUGGAUAAAGAACUAGUAGUCAAACUCGGGCAGGUUUAACGAUAUCUCAGUACUAUAAAGUACCUGUUGUGAUGGUUCACCUUAACAUAACUCCAAACAAUGGACUACAGUAUUGGUAAAUGUAUCCAUAUUGAUUCAUUUAUCUUUACUAUUUAUAUAAGUUAUGAGUUGAUGAGGACGCCUGAACGCACCAUUGUAGGACACCAUUGGAUUGUUGGACACCGUGGUGGAGACUGGAAAUAGUUUGCCAGUUGUUUCAGCCUGUUGUGAAAACUCCGGACUUCAAAUGAGGCAGCCUGUGAAUCAGGACACACCUUUUGUUUUUAUUUUGAACAGCCCGGUUUAGUUAAAUCUUAAGUUCAUUUUCGCAGGAACUUUGGUUUCAUUCCAAAGAUCAGGGGUUGAAUUACUAUUUAUGGAGAGUUCUCUCUAUGUGGUGCACAUCUAUAUUCAGUGUUUAGAAGCUGAAUGGAGACAUUGUCUUUUUGUCAAGAGGAGGACAAUGUUUACAAUUAGCUGACUCGACUGUCAUAAUUAGUUCCAGGACAUUAUUUAAAGUACUGUUAUCAUCAUUAACAGAAGGUUUUGGUUUGGUUAUAGUUAGGAGGUUGCAACAUCAGUAAUUUGGUAUUGCUGUUUUUGUUACUACUUGUGCUAUCUACACUGUAGUACACUAUAUGGUUUAACAGCAGUGGCUUCAAUCAGUGAUUUACUGUGAUUUCUAAAUCAAGCACGAUUGUGGAAUGUUUUUUUUUAUGUUGAACAUACAGAUCUUCAUGGACUUUACCUGUGUGCUUCCACAUUUACCAGGCUCUACACGGUAGAUUAUCAAGCAUAAUUACUGACUUCUAAUAGUUUACUGUUGUUGAUUAUAGGUUUAGUAAGUGAAGAUGUCAUCAGUACGAUUUAUACAGAAUAUAUUUAUUAAUGAUGUACAGUAUAUGUUGACUUCAUCUUGGUUUUCUUCUAAUGUACCUUAAGUGUCAGCUGAUUAUCUUCACCAUAUUCAACUUAAUGAAUGGGACCAUUUGAUAGUCUGUAAACGCUACAUGGUUGAACCUAAGAAGGGGAAACCACUGUCGAAUUUAGCACUGCCAGAAGACUGACUUACUGCCGUACCUGAUAGCACACUACUACCAUAUACUUCUCACACUUGAAAGGAAACUGAAGCUAUAGUAUUGUUGAACAAUCUGGCCCAAUAUUAAGGCAUCUCAGGUGUGUGUGUGUGGUGUGUGUGUAUGCCUGUGUGUUUGUAUGUACCCUAUACUAUCAGACUC
Messenger RNA from Anarrhichthys ocellatus (wolf-eel), 2836 nucleotides. Its product is annotated as monocyte to macrophage differentiation factor 2. The record is from RefSeq and is a predicted model, not a curated record. The transcript is spliced from 7 exons. Lineage: Eukaryota; Metazoa; Chordata; Actinopteri; Perciformes; Anarhichadidae. Gene Ontology annotation, molecular function: pore-forming activity. Bases 489 to 1196 code for a protein of 235 amino acids. Gene Ontology annotation, cellular component: membrane.